This is a messenger RNA of Jaculus jaculus (lesser Egyptian jerboa), 3437 nucleotides long. RefSeq names its product nuclear transcription factor Y subunit alpha (gene Nfya). Lineage: Eukaryota; Metazoa; Chordata; Mammalia; Rodentia; Dipodidae. Gene Ontology annotation, molecular function: DNA-binding transcription factor activity, RNA polymerase II-specific; RNA polymerase II cis-regulatory region sequence-specific DNA binding. The record is from RefSeq and is a predicted model, not a curated record. Gene Ontology annotation, cellular component: CCAAT-binding factor complex. The transcript has 11 exons. The coding region runs from base 250 to 1401 and encodes 383 amino acids. Gene Ontology annotation, biological process: regulation of transcription by RNA polymerase II.
CUUUUUAUGUCACUUGGAAACUUCAGUUCACACAUCACUCGCUUUUUCUUCAUAUACUUUACAAUCAUCCCUUGUUAACAUGUUCUUAACAGAUGUUUGGAAACUUACCAAAGUCUCCCUAGGCAACCAAUUAUCCCGCUACGGUAAAGCCUCGCUCACGUGCUGGAGAGAGAGGGGGAGUGGGUGGAGAGAACACUGCCUGGCAGCCUUCCGGGCUCUCCAGAGAGAAGCUCCCUGGGGCAGGAGGCCAUGGAGCAGUACACCACAAACAGCAACAGCUCCACCGAGCAGAUCGUGGUGCAGGCUGGGCAGAUCCAGCAGCAGCAGCAGGGUGGUGUCGCUGCUGUCCAGCUGCAGACUGAGGCCCAGGUGGCAUCCGCCUCAGGCCAGCAAGUCCAGACCCUCCAGGUAGUACAAGGACAGCCAUUAAUGGUGCAAGUCAGUGGAGGCCAGCUGAUUACUUCAACUGGCCAGCCCAUCAUGGUCCAGGCUGUCCCGGGUGGACAAGGCCAGACCAUCAUGCAGGUGCCUGUGUCUGGGACACAGGGUUUGCAGCAGAUCCAGCUGGUCCCGCCGGGGCAGAUCCAGAUCCAGGGAGGACAGGCCGUGCAAGUGCAAGGGCAGCAGGGCCAGACCCAGCAGAUCAUCAUCCAGCAGCCGCAGACAGCCGCCACCGCCGGCCACACUCAGACGCAGCAGCAGAUUGCUGUCCAGGGGCAGCAGGUGGCACAGACUGCUGAAGGGCAGACCAUCGUCUACCAGCCAGUUAAUGCAGACGGCACGAUUCUCCAACAAGUGACAGUCCCUGUUUCAGGCAUGAUCACCAUCCCGGCAGCCAGUCUGGCAGGAGCACAGAUUGUUCAGACAGGAGCCAGUACCAACACAACCAGCAGCGGGCAGGGGACCGUCACUGUGACGCUGCCGGUGGCAGGCAACGUGGUCAAUUCAGGAGGAAUGGUCAUGAUGGUGCCAGGCGCUGGCUCUGUGCCUGCUAUCCAGAGGAUCCCUUUGCCCGGAGCGGAGAUGCUGGAGGAAGAGCCCCUCUACGUGAACGCCAAGCAGUACCACCGCAUUCUGAAGAGGAGGCAGGCCCGGGCUAAGCUGGAGGCCGAAGGGAAGAUCCCAAAGGAAAGACGGAAAUACCUGCACGAGUCCCGGCACCGGCACGCCAUGGCCCGGAAGCGCGGGGAAGGCGGCCGGUUCUUCUCUCCCAAGGAGAAGGACGGCGCCCACGUGCAGUCAACAGAGCCAGACCCAGCCCCUGGUGGUGCAGGCCUCUCAUCCCAGCUACUCUGGAAAGUGAAGCAGGAGGAUCAGCAGUUCAAGGCCAUCCCUGGGCUAUAUAGAGACCCGAGCCAAGCUGAGGAAGAAGCCAUGACUCAGAUCAUCCGAGUGUCCUAACCCCAGACGGGUGGGAGAACUUGACCGUUCAUAUUCCUCACCACUGUUCCUGGAAUCGAUCCACUUUUCCAAUGGGAUACUGAACACACUCUGCCCUUCUACAGGACAGAGGCCACUUGGUUUUUAAGAAGUGGCCAGUAUUGUAAUCACCACGGUGUCUGGCAAAUUGAAGUUGCCGGCCUUUGUCUCACCCUUCCAUUUAGGACUAUUUCAGAUUGUCGAUGGCAGAGGCCUUUGGGGACUUGGAUCAUGCAAGGAGACAUGUGCCAGCUAAGCGUUCCUUACAUGAGCAUUUACGCUGACCGGUGAAGCCAGCCGUCAGCCAUUGCAGUGGGAGUGAGCAGCCUUCUCAACCUGAGCUCUGGUCAGGGAGCCACAGCCCUCGUCUUCCCUUGGAGUCUCGACGGUGUCGUCCUGUGGAGUGGGUCUAGGCUGGUAGACUGCAGAGACGCUUCUACUCACAGGCAGCUUCCAGGCACAGCAUGCGGCGACAGUGACCCCUGCAGCAUAGUCACCUGGCUGGUGGUAAGACGAUGUCUGCUCAGAUGCUGGCUUGAGCCAGGAGAAGUCCAGAGGGAUAUUUCAGAUGGGAUAAAAUGAUUAAAAAAAAAGUCUUGAAUACCAAAAACACAUUGCUGGUCUCUUUCUUAGCUUUGACAAGUUGUACUUGUCUCUGGCGCGUCACCUGGACCAUAGUCUUUGCUGUGGCUGCUGUUAACAGUUCAGAGAAUGAUGGACCUUACAGAUACCUUUCCCAGUAGAGAACAGAACUCUUCCAGAGCUUGAGUACUGAAGACAUUUCUAGUAUGUGCUGCCCUAUGCAGGGACAGACUAGAGGUUUCCAGUCAUGCGCUUUGUGACAGCAUUGGGGCCUGGAAGGAUCCGUGUGUCUCUCAGUCCAGGAGGGAGAGGACUCUUCCUGCCCGCACGCUGCCGCAGAGCGCGGCUCCAGCGCAGGGGUUGAAGAACGUCGCUCCCACGGGCACUCAGACCUGUUGUCAAGCCCUGAAAGGAGGCUGAGGUUGAGUCUUUGCCCGUUUUCUGGAAAGCACUGUUAGUUAGUCACGCCGUCCCAGGCACAGUCCAGGGGCGCUUCCCGCGGAAGAUGCGUGAACCUGUGGCGCAGUUCUCCCUUGUGGGCUCCUGUCUUUGUAGGCCUUGGGCAGUGAGGUUUCACGACACUGACUGAUAGCAGAAAUGCCUGCGGGGCCACAGCUCUCAAAAUGAGUUGAGCCACAGAAAUCUUUGCUAAGCAAGCCUUUUACCACUGAGCCACACCCCCAUCCCAAAAAAUCUAUUUUCUAGAUGUUGAGCCCUAAAAGAAAACUAAGACGAUAUUUCAGAAGAGUUGGCUGCCUUCUCUGCAAACACAGCAAGAAAACAGUAAUUCUGAAGAUAACAGGUUGGUUGAAAUACGGGGCACAUGUAAAGAUGGAUCUUUGAUUUCACUCUGAACUCCACUAAGACAAAGAAUCUGACCCUGUAAAGAAAUCAUCACACGGACAGACCAUUGUAACUAAAACAACUGUGCAAAGUAGCGAGAUGUCUUCCUUGUCCGGCAGUCUGGCCUCUGGGACCAGAGGAGCUGCUCCUUACAUAGUGUUCAGAUAUCAACAGCCCCAGGUUUUUCAGAUCACUAAAAACUCCUAGCUGAUCUGGUUGGAGAUUUCCUCAUACCUAAUGUCCACUGCUAAGCCAACAAUCCUAAGUGCUCUGUGUGUGUAGUUUUGUAUAUAGUAAUGCCAACCUCGUUGCUGAAUGUUACAUCUGGAGGAGACACGGGUUCGAGCCUGCUUGUUUGCUUUGGUGUCACCACGGUGACAUGGCGUUUAUAUGGGGUCAUUUUAGCACAACAGCAUUGCCCGCAAAGUGGGGGGACUGACCAUGACUCAUUUCUUUAACCUCGUUUACUUACUCAUUUGCUCUAGUUAGUGACUGUAAGGAUAACUUCAAAGGUCCAGAGUGAAUGGAUGAAUGAAUAAUUGGUCUAAUGCAUAGUCAUAUCACUUGAGUGGUGUUUUUUUGUUUUGGUUUUU